Messenger RNA from Serendipita indica DSM 11827, 711 nucleotides. The record is from the annotation of a GenBank genome assembly. NCBI's taxonomy places the organism in Eukaryota, Fungi, Basidiomycota, Agaricomycetes, Sebacinales, Serendipitaceae.
AUGAGCAACACGGACAAGCUACCAUACGCCCCCCGUUGUCCGUCCUCAGCUUUUUGUUCCAUUGCCGCGACGCUGUUCCCAAUGUGUCGACGGAUCAACGUCAUUUCAUUAUGGCGCCGAAUAGCGUGGCUACGACGAAAGGGGAGGCGACGGCUCGCGGCCAUCAGUCGCGUGUUUUCAAAGUCUGAGCUCCCUAAACCCGCAUAUGAGGAAAAGGAGAAGCACAGUCUAGACCUAAAAGACGACUGGACGAGUUGGAAACUCGUCAUCGUCGAGGAAGCUCCUUCAGCUUAUACCUAUCCGACUGUUGAACCGGAUACACCUAGUACGAUAGAGUCUAUUGGGACUCUGUCGCUCUACUCACUCUACGGGACGGGCACUAUCGACGAGCUCUCCCCACUUCUCUUUACCACUUCCCCCAGUUUCGAUUCCCACACCCCUCUCCUUUCAAGUUAUCUACGCAGCGAUAACGAAGGAGAUCCAUCACCGUUACCCGACACCGUUCCCACAAAAGAUAUCCUGGACCCCCCGCGGUCUGCCAUCUCGCAGGUGUUAGCCAAGGCGAGAAUGAGCCCGAUUGAAGAAGAUGAGGAGGAUGGAAUGACUAUACUGUUGCCACGAGCUCGGUUUAUGGGGAAUAUGCACUCCAUCAAGCUUACUCCUGGCCACCUCUUGCCUCGCCGACGGACAAUAUCCUCGUCUCUGCAGUAA